UGUGAAAGUUGAGUGUAAAAUGAUGGAGGAAGAGUCACACGCGAUAGGUGAUGUUUACAAGUGUACAUUUAGUGGCUGCGAUAAAUCAUUUAAACGAAGAGACAGGCUAUCUGUGCAUAUCAGGACCCACACUGGAGAGCGGCCAUUUGUCUGCACAGUUGAAGGUUGCAACAAAACUUACACCAGGAGGCAGCAUUUGACAGGGCACACUGAGAGAGUUCAUAAUAUCGAUUAUUCAGCUGAACAGAAAGUUAGGUGUGCCAAGUGUGGAUUGGAUUUUGCAAACAACUUCAGUUUAAAAAACCAUUUCUUAAGAUUUCACAAAGAUUCAACACCCAUAAAAUCCUAUAAGUGCACAGAACAAGGUUGCAAUGAAAGCUUCCACAAGAAGAAACAGCUGAUUGUUCAUAGGUUGCUUCACACACCACACACAGCAUUAGCCAGCAAAUGUUACAAAUGCUCAUUUGAGGGUUGUCAAAAAAGUUUUACCUUCCCCAACAAACUAAAACAUCAUUUAAAAGUACAUCAAGGCUAUACUUGUACAUUUCCUGGGUGUGAAUUGGUCUGUACGAAUUGGUCUUCUCUCCAGAAACACAAAGCAGCAGUGCAUGCAUCUGUUUAUAGUUGCAAUACUUGCAAUGCCACGUUCAAGCAAAAGUCAAACCUCACGCAGCACAUUAAAAUUCAUGCAACAUCUCGGCCUGCUAUACCAUGCCCAAAGGAGAAGUGCAAUAGAAUAUUUUUUUAUCAGAAAAAUCUCACACAGCACAUCAGGGAAUUUCAUGAGGGGGAGAAGAUUUGGAAAAAUAAACGAAUUAGAAAAAAUAUUUGUCCUAAAAAGGAACGCAAGUCUCCAACUAAAAGAUCCAUGGCUGCUCGCUUAUGCGGGUUAGAUGAUAGAACCGAUGAGCUGAAGCUUUACAAAAGUAAAAAAGUGGCAGCACAAGAGGGAGUUCAACCUGAAUUAGAACUCAACACUGUGUGCAGCUCUGAGUUGAGUGAAGUUUGUGACCCAGUGUUGGCUGUUGAGGCAGUCGAUGAUCCUCCCAUGAUGGAAUCAAAUGAAACUGAGAGUGUUUCUUGCUUGCUUGAGACUAGUCACAUCUCACAGAGUGCGCCAGAUAAACUGUCUCUGGACUAUUGUUGCCAGUCUGAUCUUAGUCAGACAACUGGGGAGUAUUUACCUGGAGAUUCUGUCAAUCUUCCAUUGCUAGAAGACUCUUCUACUCUGCCAUUACUAGAGUACCCUGCCACUGUACCAUAUCUUGAUUACCCUGUGAUUCUUCCAAUGUAUGAAGACACUGAAAUUCUACCUGUGAUGGAAGUUCCUGCCACUUUACCACUGCCAGAAGAGCCUGCUACUCUACCAUUACUAGAAGAUCUUGCCACUCUACCAAUGUAUGAAGACACUGCCAUUCUACCUGUGAUGGAAGACACUGCCACAACACUACCAGAAGAGCCCAUUACUCUAGCAAUGUAUGAAGACACUGCCAUUCUACCUGUGAUGGAAGACACUGCCACAACACUACCAGAAGAGCCCAUUACUCUAGCAAUGUAUGAAGACACCACCAUUCUACCUGUGAUGGAAGACACUGCCACAACACUACCAGAAGAGCCCAUUACUCUAGCAAUAUAUGAAGACACUGCCACUAUACCUGUGAUAAUUAACCCUGCCUCACUAUCUUUGCUUGAAGAUCCUGCCACUCUACCUAUGAUGGAAGAUGGUGUCACUCUACCUAUGAUGGAAGAUGGUGUCAAUCUACCUAUGAUAGAUGAAGGUGUCACUCUACCUAUGAUAGAAGAUGGUGUCAAUCUACCUAUGAUAGAUGAAGGUGUCACUCUACCUAUGAUAGAUGGUGUCACGCUACCUAUGAUGGAAGAUGGUGUCACUCUACCUAUGACGGAAGAUGGUGUCACUCUACCUAUAAUGGAAGAUGGUGUCACUCUACCUAUGACGGAAGAUGGUGUUACUCUACCUAUGACAGACGAUGGUGUCACUCUACCUAUGACAGAAGAUGGUGUCACUCUACCUAUAAUGGAAGAUGGUGUCACUCUACCUAUGACAGAAGAUGGUGUCACUCUACCUAUAAUGGAAGAUGGUGUCACUCUACCUAUGACAGAAGAUGGUGUUACUCUACCUAUGACAGACGAUGGUGUCACUCUACCUAUGACAGAAGAUUGUGUCACGCUACCUAUGAUAGAAGAUGGUGUCACUCUACCUAUGAUAGAAGAUGGUGUCACUCUACCUAUGAUGGAAGAUGGUGUCACUCUACCUAUGACAGAAGAUGGUGUUACUCUACUUAUGACAGACGAUGGUGUCACUCUACCUAUGACAGAAGAUUGUGUCACGCUACCUAUGAUAGAAGAUGGUGUCACUCUACCUAUGACAGAAGAUGGUGUUACUCUACCUAUAAUGGAAGAUGGUGUCACUCUACCUAUAAUGGAAGAUGGUGUCACUCUACCUAUAACUGCAGGCCCUGUCACCCUACCAAUACUACAAACUUUUCUCUGCAUAGAAAAUCAUCCAGUUGAUACUGAGUUCACAGAGAGUAGUGAGUCUAUGGUGUCACGAUAG
Messenger RNA from Physella acuta, 2575 nucleotides. Its product is annotated as mesocentin-like. NCBI's taxonomy places the organism in Eukaryota, Metazoa, Mollusca, Gastropoda, Physidae. Gene Ontology annotation, biological process: regulation of transcription by RNA polymerase II. The record is from RefSeq and is a predicted model, not a curated record. Gene Ontology annotation, cellular component: nucleus.